AUGAGCAUAUGUAAUAUGCCCUCAAUGAUUUUUCCCCUUAUCUUGAUGUUCAUACUUGAACAGUCUCACCUGUAAGACAUUGUUUUUCUCUACUGACAUGCUACUUUCCUUGAAUAAUAUUCGAAAAAAUGUUGCAACCUUUUCAAUGACGUCAAGACGGUUGUUUUGGUCCUGUCUAUCCAAUUGGAGCCAUCACUUACAUUCUACAGGAGCCGAAAUGGGUCUAAUCUUGCUCCGUAGCUGUCCUCCAGGACAUACCACAACGCCCUUCGGCGGGUGUAUGGUGGUACCCGACUGCUGCUUUAAACAGCAGCACUGACAUGGAAACCCCUUUGCAGUUGCAGAACGAUUUCCUUCAAGAGCAGCAGUUCCAGCAUCGCUGUAAGUACCAGCACUACUGCGGACGAGAGGAACGGCUCACGAAGGAGCGCAACCAAUGCUGCACCUGUAAUAACUGUACAUGUGAUGCAAGAAAAAGCCUCGUUUUUCGCGGGACGUCGCCGAACACUCAAGGAACUUUAAGGACGCCAUCCGUAACCUAUUCGAGGCAAGGUUCUCAGUUUAGCGUCUGUGAGUUCACGCCCUCCAGUCAUGGUAUUUCAUCCAGACAUCAUUACCAUCAGCAGUGCCACAAUCGGCAGUGGGGCAGCCCGAGCAGCAGCCACAGAGACAGUAACUCGUAUAACGAAAUAGCCAUGAGUAGCUGCAGAUACAACGGCGGCGUUAUGCGACCGCUGAGCAACUUGAGCUCGUCCCGCAGAAACCUACACGAGUUUGAUUCCGAAUCCCAGCCUUUACAACCAAUCUCUACCGCAGAUGCGUCGGACACCCUAGCCUCUAAACCGGAGAACAAUUCCACCACCCUAAUGCCUUACGCAUCGGGAGACGGAGGGGGUGGAUGUAACAACAGUGGCAGCAAAUCGGGUAAAAAGAAGAACCAGAACAUUGGGCAAAAGCUUGGACAUAGAAGGGCCUUGUUUGAGAAAAGGAAGCGUCUCAGCGACUAUGCUUUGAUCUUUGGGAUGUUUGGGAUCGUAGUUAUGGUUAUAGAGACUGAACUCUCAUGGGGAGCCUAUGGAAAGGAGUCAUUGUAUUCAUUAGCUCUAAAAUGCCUGAUAAGCCUUUCUACAAUCAUUCUUCUUGGUCUGAUUAUCAUAUACCACGCAAGGGAGAUUCAGUUAUUCAUGGUAGACAAUGCAGCAGAUGACUGGAGGAUAGCCAUGACCUACGAGCGCAUCUUCUUCAUCUGCCUGGAGAUCCUGGUGUGCGCCAUCCACCCCAUCCCAGGGAACUACACCUUCACCUGGACAGCGCGCCUGGCCUUCUCCUACACCCCGUCCAAGACGGACGCGGACGUGGACAUCAUCCUGUCCAUCCCCAUGUUCUUGCGGCUGUAUCUCAUCGCCCGCGUCAUGCUGCUCCACAGCAAGCUCUUCACAGACGCCUCGUCCCGCAGUAUCGGGGCGCUCAACAAAAUCAACUUCAACACACGCUUCGUAAUGAAGACCCUGAUGACCAUCUGCCCUGGCACCGUGUUGCUGGUCUUUACCAUCUCGUUGUGGAUCAUCGCUGCGUGGACCGUGAGGGCCUGCGAGAGAUACCAUGACAACAUGGACAUAACCAGCAACUUCCUAGGAGCCAUGUGGUUGAUCUCAAUCACUUUUCUAACCAUUGGAUAUGGGGACAUGGUACCCAACACUUACUGUGGAAAAGGAGUCUGUCUCCUCACUGGUAUUAUGGGAGCUGGCUGCACAGCCUUGGUAGUGGCUGUGGUUGCAAAGAAACUGGAGUUAACCAAAGCUGAAAAACAUGUUCAUAAUUUUAUGAUGGACACCCAGCUGACAAAAAGAGUGAAAAACACAGCUGCAAAUGUACUCAGGGAGACGUGGCUCAUCUACAAGAACACCAAACUGGUGAGGAAGAUGGACCAUGCCAGAGUCAGGAAGCACCAGAGGAAAUUCCUCCAAGCCAUUCAUCAAGCUCGAAAAUACAUUUAUUGGGUUCUGAAUGGUCUUCUGUUCAGAUUGAGAAGUGUUAAAAUGGAGCAACGCAAGCUGAAUGACCAAGCAAACUCACUAGUGGACCUUGCAAAGACUCAGAACAUCAUGUAUGACCUGAUCUCAGACCUGAACGAGAGAGGGGAGGACAUGGAGAAGAGGAUCGCCAUGCUGGAGACCAAGCUGGAGACUCUGCUGGGGAACCUGCAGGCCUUGCCCGGACUUAUCAGCCAGGUCAUCAGCCAGCAGCACAGGGACUUCCUGGAGGUGCAGCUCCAGCCAUACGACAAACACAGCCCUGAGCGCUCACAGUCUGUCUCCAGACGGAGGUCGUCCUCCACGGCACCACCCACCUCCUCCGAGAGUAGCUAGAGUCCAAGUGGAACACCUACAAAGAAGACUGUUGCCAUCAUAUGGCCAAGUUGCAUUUAUUGUAAAGCCUUAUGGUUUCAAUAAGUGUUAUCCAAAUUCUGAUGACAGAAUCCAAGGUACCGGGACAAUGGAUUUUAAACUGAUGCUGUUGUUUGUUUUUUAUUAUCUCAAAAGAUGUUGUUUUCCUUGCUCUGGUGACAGGACUGUAGAAAAAUAUGCUUUCCUCAGUAAAAACUAUUAGGCCUAUCGAUGGGGGCUGUGAUCAGAACUAUACUCCAUCUCUAUGCAGAGGUAGCCAGUUUUAGGACAGCAAGGUUACCGGCCGGGUGUAAAGAUAUGGCACUAAAAUAGUGCUUCUUCUCACAGACGUUGUGCUUCCGCUGGCUUGAUUCAGAUGCUGUGUUCCUUAAAGCAAGCUGAGAAAUCAUGGGACCUGUCAAUCAGCAAGCAUUACAGCAAUACUUUUUAUUGAGGAAAAGUAUUUGAUGGAGAUGAAUGAACUGCAGACAGAGGGCAGCACAAGAAGGCACCCACAUACUGUCACUCAGAGGUACCAUAUGCAGCUUGAAAUAUGAGGAAAAAACAUAUAUAUUUUAGGUUAGAAACAGCAUCAACUAUAGCGUUUUUUGUUGAUGUUGCUGAGUGCCCCUGUAGAAUGACUAUUUUUGGGGCCACACUGCAAACAAUUUAGUCCUCUUAUCAAAAUGAAUGCAUAUAAAUCUGUACUUGCACUUACUUUUUAAUCAAUGCACUUCAAUACUGACUGACAUAUUAUAUACAUUUUUGUUGCUCCUUAAAAUAAGAACAAUUUAGAUGUUUGGGCAUGGAUUUAUGGUCAAUGCUCAAUUAAUAAAUUGUGAAUUAGUGAGGGUGACUCAAGUCAAAGCCCUCAUGCUAUGUACCACAAAGGGACCUCAAUAUCAAACUGCUAGGCUACUGAAAUUAAUACUUUCAAUUAUCACAAACACAGUUUGUUCUUUCCUCAAAAUAUCUCAACUCUUGUCCUGGAGGCACUUAGUAUUUAUACUGUUUUUUGCUUCAGCUGAGCAGCGCUAGUUGGUUGCAAUGCAAACCAAUAACUCACAAGAACUGUAACUAACUUUUAAAAGAAAAUUCAUAUUUUUAUAUGUUCAUGAGGAUAAGCACACCUCCCCACACCUCUUACAAUAAAUGUCUUUCACACAAUAUUUACAAGCAAAUGAUGAUGGAGAGAUAUGAACAGAAUAAAUGAUGCAACACAUUGCAUUGGUCGAGAUGAAAUCCAGCAUAUUCAACAUAUCUUCCAGUAAGCCUCCAGGACCAGGGUUAAGAAACCAUGUUGAAGAGCCUCCCAUGAUCCCUCCCAUGAUCAGGCCUGUCUUGUUUCUGAAAUUAUAGCUUACUUCAGAAAAGGUUCAAUAUAUCUCUUUCAAAAACCAUAGGAAUAUACAUUGUUAGUUCAAGAGGAAUGUAUAGAAGAUGAUAUAGCAACUUACUUAACCACAUAUGCUUAAUAAUGAGCGGUGGUUAUCAGAUUGAGAAGUAAAAUGUCAAAACCUAACUGCAAAAAAAGUAAUCUCUGACACAUAUAAUUGUGAAAAUAUUGUAUGUGCUCAAGAUUAUAGCAUUAUUAUCAACAAAGCUUUGUAACUUUGUUUUGAACAGCAAUAGCUUGGCCACUGGCCAGUCACAAAGGGAAAUAAAGUUAACCUUCCACCAUUUAUGCACAUUUUGGCAAUAUGCACCCUCCCUCCUGCAAGGUUUUCAGAAGUUAAAGGAGUGUGCCACAUUCAUCUGAUGGGCACUUAUCUAGUCAACGUUCUGCAAUGACCUUGUCCAACCAACCAAAAGCUCAAUCCCAUCUACAGUGUUGAAUGUACUGUUGUUGGUAUUAGAGCUUUAAAACACUGACAGUCGAUCCAGAAAUUUUAGCAACAUAGAUACUUUUGAGAUAUUAUGUACUGUAUGCGAUAGAAAUAUUAAACAAUAAAAACUACUACUUACCA
Messenger RNA from Salvelinus fontinalis (brook trout), 4354 nucleotides. RefSeq names its product potassium calcium-activated channel subfamily N member 2 (gene kcnn2). The transcript is spliced from 9 exons. Lineage: Eukaryota; Metazoa; Chordata; Actinopteri; Salmoniformes; Salmonidae. Bases 321 to 2369 code for a protein of 682 amino acids. Gene Ontology annotation, biological process: potassium ion transmembrane transport. Gene Ontology annotation, cellular component: neuronal cell body; plasma membrane; neuron projection. Gene Ontology annotation, molecular function: small conductance calcium-activated potassium channel activity; calmodulin binding. The record is from RefSeq and is a predicted model, not a curated record.